GGAGAAAUGGCAUGAAUACAGCCUUUUACUGUUUAGACAAGCGUCACUGUGCGCGCGUUGGAAACUUGUUUAGCCAGCCAGUUUCAAUUUAAGCUUGUGGACAUUGAGAGGUUUACCCGAAGCACAGUCUGACAAACUUAAAGGAGAGGGGGGCGGAAAAAAAAAAAGCCCAUCCAAGUCCCUAAAGUGACGCUUUUGGCUCAAAACGAGCAAACCCGUUGAGUGGUUCAAACAAGGAUACGCUGUUGGACAUGUGAAUUUAAAGGAAAUAAGCGCAACAAUGAAACAAGCGACUGUCCUGUAUUGCCUCGACUUUUUCCUGACGUGCCUCUUGUUUGGGUCGAGCUCGUCACAAUCAGUAUGUGCCGGAACGGAGAACAAGCUGAGUACGCUGUCCGACCUGGAGCAGCAAUAUCGCACCCUGAGGAAGUACUACGAGAGUUGUGAAGUCGUAAUGGGCAAUCUCGAAAUCACCAGCAUUGACCGGAGUCGAGACCUCACUUUCCUCAGAUCGAUCCGAGAAGUGACUGGCUAUGUCCUGGUGGCUCUGAAUCAGUUUGACUACUUGCCGUUGGAGAACUUGCGUAUCAUCCGAGGGACAAAGUUGUAUGAGGAUCACUACUCGCUUGCCAUCUUCCUCAACUACAGACAUGAUGGAAACUUUGGAUUGCGUCAGUUGGGUCUGAGGAACCUCACAGAGAUCCUAAGUGGAGGUGUCUACGUUCACCAAAACAACUUCCUGUGUCACGCGGACACCAUUCAUUGGCAGGACAUUGUCAAGAACUCAGGUGUCUAUCCCGUGGUUGUGCCCACAAACAGUAGUACCACAUGUCAGAAGUGCCAUCGAUCCUGUAAUGGGCGUUGCUGGGGACCUAAACAAGAUCAGUGUCAAACCUUAACUAAGACGGUGUGUGCUGUGCAGUGCGAUGGCCGCUGUUUUGGCCCCUAUGUGAGUGACUGCUGCCAUCGUGAGUGUGCAGGUGGCUGCUUUGGUCCAAAAGACACUGACUGCUUUGCAUGCACUAACUUCAACGACAGCGGGGCGUGCGUGACGCAGUGUCCACAGCCAUUUUUGUACAACCCCACCACCUUCCAGGUUGAACACAACCCUCGGGCAAAAUAUACUUACGGAGCCUUCUGUGUCAAGAAAUGUCCACAUAACUUUGUGGUGGACCAGAGCUCCUGUGUGCGAGCGUGUCCUAGUAACACCAUGGAGGUGGAGGAGAACCGCAUCAAGAUGUGCAUUCCUUGUUCCGACAUCUGCCCAAAAGCUUGCGAUGGCAUCGGAACUGCAAGUUUACAGAUGGCUCAGACAGUGGACUCCAGCAACAUUGACAAGUUUGUAAAUUGCACAAAAAUAAAUGGCAAUUUGAUUUUUCUCAUCACUGGAAUUAAAGGGGAUGUCUAUAAUGACAUUGAAGCUUUGGAUCCAGAAAAACUGAAUGUGUUCCGCACUGUUAGAGAAAUUACCGGAUUUUUGAGCAUCCAGUCUUGGCCCGACAACAUAACAGACUUGAGUGUUUUCAGCAACUUGGUAACGAUAGGGGGAAGAUCGCUUUACAGCGGAAUCUCCCUGCUGGUGUUAAAGCAGCACGGCAUCAUAUCACUUCAACUUCAGUCCCUCCGUGAGAUCAGCGCGGGCAAUGUGCACAUUGUAGAGAAUAGCCAGCUGUGCUACUACAACACAGUCAACUGGACCCGACUGUUCCGUGCGGCCAACCAGAAAGCUUUGACCCACAACAACAGAGACCCACGGGCGUGCUCCAAGGAGCAUCUGGUGUGCGAUCCGUUAUGUUCCGACUCUGGAUGUUGGGGUCCCGGUCCAGACCAAUGUCUCUCGUGCAGGGACUUUAGCAGGGGACAAAGUUGUGUGGAACAAUGCAACCUGUAUGAAGGGGAGAUUCGUGAGUUUGCCAACGAGUCAAUGUGUGUGGAGUGUGAUCCCCAAUGUGAGCGCGCUGACGGCAACUCUUUGACCUGCCACGGUUCGGGCCCAGAGAACUGUGAGAAAUGCAUCCAUUUUAAGGAUGGUCCUAACUGUGUGGAAAAGUGCCCAGACGGGGUGCAAGGCGCAAACAGUUUCAUCUUUAAGUAUGCAGAAAGCAACAAUGAGUGUCAUCCCUGCCAUGCUAACUGCACACAAGGGUGCACUGGGCCAAGACCCCAAGACUGUAUUGGCUGGAUGGACAGAACCCCUUUGAUCGCAGCAGGGGUGAUUGGCAGCCUCUUCAUGGUGGUUAUCUUUGUGCUGAGUGUGGCGGUGUCCGUGCGCCGGACCAACAUUAAGAAGAAGCGAGCCCUUCGUCGCUUCCUGGAAACAGAGCUGGUGGAACCUUUGACACCAAGUGGGACGGCACCUAACCAAGCUCAGCUACGAAUCUUGAAAGAGACAGAACUCAGAAGAGUCAAGAUCCUCGGUUCUGGGGCCUUUGGGACAGUAUACAAGGGAAUUUGGAUUCCUGAAGGUGAGACAGUUAAGAUACCUGUAGCCAUUAAAAUCCUCAACGAAGCCACGGGGCCCAAGGCAAAUGUGGAGUUCAUGGACGAGGCCCUAAUUAUGGCCAGCAUGGAGCACCCUCACUUGGUACGUCUGCUGGGCGUUUGCCUGAGUCCAACAAUCCAGCUGGUUACGCAACUGAUGCCUCACGGCUGCCUUCUCGACUACGUCUACGAGCAUAAGGACAACAUCGGAUCACAGCUGUUGCUCAACUGGUGUGUCCAGAUUGCUAAGGGGAUGAUGUAUCUGGAGGAGCGUAGGUUGGUCCACAGGGAUCUGGCAGCCCGCAACGUCCUGGUGAAAUCCCCCAACCACAUCAAGAUCACCGAUUUUGGAUUAGCCCGCUUGCUUGAUGUUAAUGAGAAGGAAUAUAAUGCAGAUGGAGGAAAGAUGCCCAUUAAAUGGAUGGCUCUGGAGUGUAUUCAUUACAGGAAGUUUACUCAUCAGAGUGAUGUUUGGAGUUAUGGGGUAACAAUUUGGGAGCUGAUGACCUUCGGAGGGAAGCCGUAUGAUGGAAUUUCAACCAGAGAUAUUCCAGACCUACUGGAGAAAGGGGAACGUCUGCCACAGCCACCUAUCUGCACCAUUGAUGUUUAUAUGGUCUUAGUCAAAUGCUGGAUGAUUGAUGCAGACAGCCGACCCAAGUUCAGAGAACUGGCGGCAGAGUUCACCAGGAUGGCCCGUGAUCCGCAGAGAUACCUCGUUAUUCAAGGCGAUGACCGUAUGAAGUUGCCAAGUCCAAACGAUAGCAAGUUCUUUCAAAGCCUCCUGGAUGAAGAAGAGCUGGAAGACCUGAUGGAUGCUGAGGAGUAUGUGGUGCCACACUCCCUGAAUAUCCCACCUCUGACAUAUACUUCGCAAACACACAUGGACCCCAGCAAGUUUUGCUGCCAGGAUUCUAAAUUUAGCAGGCAGGAUACAAUGGCCACCCUCCAAAGAGUGGUCUCUCUUCCGCCUGUAAGCGGCGCCUGCCUGAUUUCCCCGGACCUGGCCUCGGGAGGGCAGACCGCUGGUGGAUUUGUCCGUGCUAAACAGGACGAUCCACGAUGUAACGGCACUUUAAGGAAGCAGGUCUCCCCGAGAUCAAGCGUCCUUGGUGCUGGAUCAGCACUUUCUACAGGACAAGCUGGGCGGGAGGACUGCGGCGGACAGCGUUACAGUGCCGACCCAACUGGUCUGCUUGCAGAACGAGGUGCCAAGGGGGAGAAGGAACAGGAUCCCUUUGCGAGUACCAUGAGAGAGAAAAAGAAUUCAGAGUACAUCAACCCUGUCGAGGAGAACCCUUUCAUAACACGUCGCAGAAAUGGAGAUGCCAACGCGGUAGUUGAUGGCGGAGGCUGCCACACUCUGCACAUGGCCACGGCCGCUUCUGCCGCCGGGACCUCCGGCAGCCACAGGAACGAUGAAUACAUCAACGAGCCACUUUACCUGAAUACCUUUCUUAACCCCGGGGACAAGAGCGGAUUAGCUUCCACCGUAUCUUUCGCUAUCCCAGGGACCUCCGCUGCCCAGACAGUAUCGCAGACAGUCAACAAAUCGACAUCAAGCCACGCAGUCCCCUCCUCUGGAUACGUCCUAGCCCCUGGCCACCUCCCCCACCCUGCGUAUCCGUCACACACGCUGCAUCCAGGGCAUACGGGACAUGCCGUGCACUCAGGCAUUACCGGCGGCACCAUCAUGUUGGAUAAGAAAAGCAAGAAAGCUUCUUUUGACAAUCCUGAAUACUGGCAGCACAGUCUCCCUCCCAAAACCUCUCUGCACAACCCCGAGUACCUGCAGGACUGCAGCACACGCUUCUUCUACAGGCAGAACGGACGCAUCCGCCCCGCCCUUGCCGAAAACCAGGAAUACUUGUCCGAGGCGGCUAUGAAAGCCGGCAAUGUGUUACCGCCCCCGCCCUACAGACAGAGGAACACUGUGGUGUAGUCGCCCACCUGUAGCACGCCGAAAGCGGGAGUACGAGCCUUGAGCGACCCUCACAGUAGCAAACAUUCUCCAAGUGGGUUCUUCUUGUACCCGGUGCAAACGCCUCUGUGAUUUCGUCCCGACUCAAAGACUCAGCAUGUACCGACAGUGCUACAUUAGCAGUAUUACAAAACGUUCUUUUCUUUUACACAGCCCUAAUGUUCUGAUUUCGUUUUAUUUUUUAACGCAACAGCACUUAGUGUAGUAUGUCCAGAGAGACAAAAGUAAUCCAUCACUAAAAUUACUGAUGAAGGUGGAAACGAUCCAAAAAUCCAAAGAGAGGAUAAUUGCCAUGACUGAUUCAUUAAACUACUACUUUCCUAAUCAUACGCUAAUAAUCCCAGUCGCCUUUUGCGAAUACUUCCCACGGUUGAACUUGCUGAUGGCAGCAAGCGCACAUAGGCAUUGCUUGCGAGUAGCCUGCGAAAAUGAUGCAAGGCCGCAGAGUUGUCGUGACCUCCCAGCAAAAAGCUGCAGUCAUGCUAAAGCCCAGAUGUUGCAAACCCACACACUUCUUUUGCAUUUGUUUGCGCCAGUAAUGGAAUUCAAAUAUUUAUCACAUGCAGUAUUGUUCUGUUCACAUGCCGCCAGCCUCGACACGCCAAACAUGAAUUCAUAACUAAAUGCAUUCACGUUUCAGAUAAACCCAUUGCCACCUAAAAUGUAUUCUUGGAGAGAAGCGGCAUUAACUGUCAGACGGAUGUACGGUGUUCUUAUACCAUGACGCAGGUGCUGUGCGCAGAAAGGGUCGACACUGAAUAAAUGUCAGUGCAAUUUUAUGUAUCCUUAGUUUAACGUCUGGCGGAAAGCAUUGAAAGGAUUACAGGUUUGACUCAAGUAACCUUAUCUACUUUUCCUUAUUGUUCUCUUGCCAUUCAGCCAUGAAGAUUGGUAAUAGAAAAUAAAAGAGCACCUAUAAUAAAUUAUAUAUCUGUCAAAAUAGUUUUAUCCAGCUAGUGUUCCAUCAAUCACAGUCUAGGUUUAAUUCUGUUGUUCCAUAUUAAAUUCACAAGCUAAGUGCUAUGGUUUCGGGAAAGAUCCUUUCUGUACGCAGCAUGACUAAACCAAUGUGGACCAAUCACGGUCCUUAAAGGUAAAUAUUCUUCUGGAUGGACAUGAAUUCUCACAGACAAACCCCCAAAUGUUUUCUUCUAUUUUCCUAGUUCCAAAGAAAGAGCAAGUCCAUAAUUUGUAUGCUAAGUUGUUCAUGUGGUUAUAUAAGUCAAUUUUAGGCAUCAGGUGUUAUUGGCACUCGCGUAUGUAAGUAUCAGUUGUUGAGAGUCAGCAUAAGGCUCCAUAAUGGAUCUCAAUGGGGGGGAAAAAAGGUCAGUCUUAUGGAUUUUUAAAAAAAACAAUUGGGGCUCUCUUGCAACCAAGUGGCUUUUAGCUUUUUUCGAAUGCUACUUUAUCCACUUUCCUUGUGGUUCCCUGGGAGAAAUUGUACUUCCCAACAUGUAUCCCAUUGCGCCCACUCAGAAACCCUCAACGACAGGCAAUAGGUUGAAAUCUCACAGUCAGUAUGAGACUUACGUAUUAGCAUCCGAGAAACGAUGCAUCGGUGUUGUGAAAGCAGUGAGAUGGUGCAACGCAAAUGUCAUUCUUCUCUUGCUUACCUUUCAGGAGAAAGAUAUACUCGGUUUUAUGAUGAUGAUGACGUUGUUUAAUGUGAAAUUUGGCUUAGUUACAUCCGUGUUUUUACAGCCAAACACCCUUUUAGUUCUGCUCAUCUACUAAGUCAGAUUUACGGUCAUAUUUAUUGGAGAGGAAGAAGAAUAUGUAUAGAUAUCCGGAGGAGGGAAUAAAAUGUUUUUGUUUCCAAUUCCAAGGAUAUAGCAGGCAAUAAAAAUGAUCAUCGUGGUUAUAUUUGUAUUAAACAAGUCAACUGUUGAAGAAGCCAUUUUUUUUUUGUAAUUCAAAUUUAAUUAGCUUUCAGACGUGUAAAGGCUUGAGGCCUCCAUUCCUUAUAAGCAUCCUAAAAGAAACUGGAAGGAAGAUCUUUUUCAAACAGAGGUUUUAUUAUUGUUAUUAUUAUUAGUUGAUUGUAUACAAACAAUUUGUUUACCUCGACUGGUUCCCAAUUCAGCGUCUCGGUGAUUUCACUUGAAAGAGUACUUAGAGUAAAUAGUACUUAACUUCAAAUUGAUUGAUCUCAUCUCUUUGUCUGUAUCUACUCACUAACAUGAUGGGAUCUUUUUUUAGGUUCUGGAGAGGCUGUGAUUCUUAUUUAAAAAUUGAUAAGAUGUUGAGUUGAUUCUAUAUUCAUCAUGUAUGCAACGACAUAGAAAUGG
Molecule: messenger RNA, 6750 nt
Organism: Syngnathus acus (greater pipefish)
Lineage: Eukaryota; Metazoa; Chordata; Actinopteri; Syngnathiformes; Syngnathidae
Product: receptor tyrosine-protein kinase erbB-4-like
Exons: 28
Coding region: 281-4423 (1380 amino acids)
Biological process (GO): protein phosphorylation; multicellular organism development; positive regulation of kinase activity
Cellular component (GO): basal plasma membrane; signaling receptor complex
Molecular function (GO): ATP binding; epidermal growth factor receptor binding; transmembrane receptor protein tyrosine kinase activity
Source: RefSeq, a predicted model, not a curated record